AACUAAUAAAAAGGUCAGUCAAUCAGUCAGUCGGUCGGUCGGUCGGUUAGUCAAUCAGUCACACAGACAGUCAAAUUGAAUUUGCUUUAAUUAUUUUCUAGGUCGAACGACUGGGUUGGUAUAUCCAAAGGUGAAAGUGGUGCUGCCACCUUAAUGUGUGGACAUGCACAAGACUUCUUUGCUCUGAUAACAAGUGGCGAGGCUGUUAUCAGCUUUAACACCAGAGGGGAGCAUCACAGACGAGGGGACGGUUUCUACGCAUGGUAUCAAGCUGUUGAUGAGGCGGUGACAGGUAAGUAGUAAACUGAUACAUGAAGGUUUUUACUAAGUGUGUAUGAAUAAUCCAAUAUUCUACCUCAUGGAGGGAUAAAGAUGAAUGUCUCUGUAAGCCUACCCCAAACUAUUGUGUAGAAAUAAGGAUGAGAAAAUGAAAGCAGGCUGCCGAAAAUGAGAAUUUAAUUGAAACUCAUUCCCGUCGGGAUCUUUUAUAUCAUAUCGAUCAUAUCGAUGACGAAAGCACAAUCGCAAAAAUUCGCGUUACAUUGGAUCGCAUCGAAAUUUGUUGGCGUGAGCGCGUGAGCGUGACAAAUUUGUGCUAAAACACUUCAAUGUGGCCUACACGACGCACAGCACGGGUCAGUGUUUUCAGCAUGGCGUCGGCUGCAAAGCGUUCGCGAACGGUCGGUGAUGAUAGCGCAGAAAUGGUUCUUGAGAUUCAGUGUUUUUCUGAGAUGCUGGAACAGGAAGAAGACAGCAAUGAUGGCAUGUCAAGUGGUGAGCCGCAAGAUGAAAGCGACGAGUCGAGGAAGGAAGUAGAAGAAGACAGCAACGAUGGCAUGUCAAGUGGCGAGGAAAGUGAUCUAGAUCGCCAGCUGCAAGACGAAAGCGACGAGUCGAGUGACGUAGAGAUUUACUCUCCUGAUAAUGAUGAUGAUGAUGAUGAUGAUGAUCCUGUUAUUCCUGCUGUUCCCAUUGUUCCCCAUGCCCCAGGUGCACAUCGUCGUAGACGUCUGGUUGGCCCAGCUGGCCGUGGCUGUGGUCGUAGAACUACAAGAUGUUCUAGUCCAGCUGCUCCAGCUACUAGUGGUCGUGGGUUGGCUAGACGCGGUAACCAUGCUGCUCCUGCAGCAUUUAAAAGCUAUGAAGACCCAGAUAAUGGAAAUCUCCUCCCUCCAUUUAAACCCACCCGCUCACCUGGAAUACACUUUGGCCAUCCACUCCUCAGGCAUACAAUGACUAGAGCUGUUGAUUUUUUUCGCCUUUUUUUCACUGUGGAAAUGAUAAAUAAUAUAUGUAGCCACACAAACAGUUAUGCCAAUGAAAACAUUAUUGCAGGAACUCAUAGGUCUUAUACUGAGUCAGAUGGAAGCUGGAAGGAUACAACACCUGAUGAGAUCAACAGAUUAAUUGCAUUAUUGAUUUAUUUUGGUCUUGUCAAGGUAGGUGUUAACACUGACAGGUAUUGGAGCACCAAGAGCCUCUACUAUGGUCUUUGGGCACGGUCCAUAAUGCCCAGAAUUCGAUUUCGAGCUCUCAUGGCCUUACUACACGUGGUAGAUCCAGCAACGGAGACUCCAGGGGAUAAGUUGCAUAGUGUUGAGUCAUUUAUUGAUUAUUUUAAAUCUAGAUGCCUUGAUUUGUAUCAGCCCAGACAACAACUUGCUAUUGAUGAGCGUAUGGUCAAAUCUAGACAUAGGUCUGGCAUACGUCAAUACAUCAAAGAUAAGCCCACCAAAUGGGGCAUCAAGCUUUGGGUGUUGGCAGAUAGCUCUAAUGGUUAUACCAUCGACUUCAAUAUUUACAUAGGGAGAGCUGCAGGGAGAGUUGUUAGUGAACAUGGGCUUGGCUAUGACGUUGUUGUGCGACUAAUGCAACCUUUUUUCAAUCAGGGAUAUCACUUGUAUAUUGAUAAUUUUUAUACUUCAGGUACACUUGUGAAAUAUUUAUUUGAAAAAGGAGUCCCUACAACAGGUACCAUAAGAGAGAACAGCAGAGGCUUUCCAGCAAAUUUGAAGAAUGCAAGUGAAUGGUCCAAGGCGUCAAAUGUGAAAAGGGGAAGUAUGCGUUGGGAAAGGGACCCACCCAUCCUAGCAUUACAGUGGUUAGACAACAAAGUAGUUUCUGUGUUAACUUCUAUCGACAAUGCUAAUGACUCCCUUCAGGUGAGUCGUAAAACUAGGACAGAUGGAGUGUGGAGUACCAAAGUGGUGCAGCAACCCCAAGCCAUUGCUUCAUAUAAUAAGUAUAUGAAUGGAGUGGAUAGGUCAGAUCAAAUUUUAGCCACCAACAACGUGUCACGUAAAUGCAUCAAAUGGUGGAAGACUUUGUUUUUCCACCUUAUUGAUAUUGCCGUUGUUAAUAGUUUUAUACUUUUCAGGGAACACCAGGCUCAGUUUCCAGAUGUUGAGGAACUUCAAAGGACAGCAGAUUAUUCACUAGCCCAUUUCAGAGAAGAGAUUGUCAGGCAAAUUUGUGGUUUUCCUGAAUACAUUGACCAGCCCCCUGUGCGUUCUACCCCCAUGCCAGUUGACCCAAAUCAGUUUGAAUCUGUGCACAUGCCAGUUUUUACUGAUGGGAAGAAAAACUGUGUGGUCUGUUACAAGCAGAAUAAAAUCCAGCGACAGGUGUAUUCAACUUGCAGUGCACCCAUGUGUAAGGGGAAGCACAUGCAUGUCACCAAGGAGAAGAACUGUUUCCAGGUGUUCCACAGCAGGGAGUAUCACAAGUGUUGAUGUUGUCAAUUUUUUUUCAUUGUCUACAAAAAAAAAAAACACAAACAAAAA
Molecule: messenger RNA, 2783 nt
Organism: Orbicella faveolata
Lineage: Eukaryota; Metazoa; Cnidaria; Anthozoa; Scleractinia; Merulinidae
Product: piggyBac transposable element-derived protein 4-like
Source: RefSeq, a predicted model, not a curated record